Messenger RNA from Olea europaea var. sylvestris, 945 nucleotides. Its product is annotated as LRR receptor-like serine/threonine-protein kinase ERL1. The coding region runs from base 1 to 945 and encodes 314 amino acids. NCBI's taxonomy places the organism in Eukaryota, Viridiplantae, Streptophyta, Magnoliopsida, Lamiales, Oleaceae. Gene Ontology annotation, molecular function: protein binding. The record is from RefSeq and is a predicted model, not a curated record. The transcript has 6 exons.
AUGGAUGGAGGAGAGACAAAUGGUAGUCUGGAGAAGCGUCCUCAGCGGCGGACCAAGCUCAAGUCCCCUGGAAAGGGGCGCCGGAGAGGAUUCUUUAGUUCUUUCAAGAAAUUAAGGCACUUGAAAGUUUUAGACUCAAACUUCACUGAUGAAGUUCCUUGUGAACUUGGGAACCUUACAGACCUGCAUACUCUUGAUCUUGGUUUUAACGAUUUGAGAAUCAGGAACCUUGAGUGGCUUUCUCAUCUUUCUUUGCUGUCAUAUCUUGGCUUGAGUGGUGUGAACCUUAUGAAUCAAACCAGCUUAUUGCACCACAUAACAAGGUUUCCUUUCCUUGAAGAACUUGCAAGUCUUACAAGCAUAGACCUAUCCUAUAAUCGAUUAGAGGGUCCUGAUGCCUUUGGGGAAUUGAUUUUUCUUGAGGUGCUUGUUUUGGACAUAUCAUACAAUGAAUUAAACGGUCCCUUGCCAGAUGUUACCGAAUUUUCAUCCUUAAAAACUUUGAUCCUCAACAACAAUAAGCUGAAUGGGUUUUACCCACAAAGCCCUGGGCUACCUUCAAGUCUUGAAAGAUUAGAUUUAUCUUACAACCAAUUUAGAAGGCUACCUGAAGAAUUAAAAAUUUCCAAAACUAUGUUUUCGGGAUCCAUUUUUCACUUUAAUGCCUUAAUCUUCCUCGUGCUUGAUCUCUCCGAUAACCAAUUAGAAGUAGAGCUUCCUAAUUGCUGGAUCAACAUAAGUGAAUUAACUGUUCUGGAUUUGGCAAAUAAUAAGUUCUCAGGUAUAAUUCCUCCCACUUUGGGCAGUUUGGAUCGGCUUGAAAUUUUACACUUGCGCAACAAUAAUUUCAUUGGUGAAUUGCCUUCAACUUUGAGGAAUUGCACGAGACUGAGAAAGCUUGAUGUGGGAGGAAACAAGUUAACAAUAAUAUUCCGGCAUGGAUAG